This is a messenger RNA of Paecilomyces variotii, 1086 nucleotides long. Its product is annotated as putative F1F0 ATP synthase assembly protein Atp10. Gene Ontology annotation, cellular component: mitochondrial inner membrane. NCBI's taxonomy places the organism in Eukaryota, Fungi, Ascomycota, Eurotiomycetes, Eurotiales, Thermoascaceae. The record is from RefSeq and is a predicted model, not a curated record. Gene Ontology annotation, biological process: mitochondrial proton-transporting ATP synthase complex assembly. Bases 1 to 1086 code for a protein of 361 amino acids. The transcript has 2 exons.
AUGUUGAAACCGGCAUCAUUCUCCUUCCUACUCGAGAGCUCCUCCUUUCUGCAAAGCGGUCGGUGCCUAGGCUGCCAAUUCCGCAAUGCGACUCCAAUCUCAAGAUCUGUCCGGCGACACUACGCCAGCAAAAGCAGCACGGGCAACGAGGAAAAACAACCCUCUCCGACUCCAGAACAGAAGACACAAGACGCAGAAGAGAAACCCUCUCCAGAACCAAUCGAGGGAGAAAACCCAAAUCCCGAAUUCAUCCCCAAGCCGCUCGACCGUCCUCUGGGCCUCGCAUAUCCUCCGCAGGAAUGGCAGAAUACCGGAAUCGAUGCGCGCACGUUGCGACAGCGUCGUGAUGAUUUUGUCGAUUAUGAGAAACAUAUUCAGAGACGGAAAGAGCUAACUCGACAAGUCUCCAAGCCGUAUUUCCGCGAAUGGACAAAUAUGCAGUAUCACGAGGGAAAGUCAUUCCUGUCACCUGCGCGGUUAUUCAAGCGCGAUGCCGCCCUCUACUUCCCCAACAUGUACGGUAUCACAUUGGCAUCGCCCAGCAAGCCACUGAAUACGACCACCCUGCUUCGCGGCAAGGUCUCCAUCGUGAGCCUCUUCUCUAGUGUCUGGGCAGAGACGCAGGUCGCUACAUUUACGGGUCCGAAGCAGAACCCGGGGUUGUACGAGAUUCUAGCGAGUGAGAACCGGUUCGCGCAGAAGGUCGAUAUUAAUUUGGAAGAAAAUGCGCUUAAGGCUUGGAUAGUUCGGAUGUUUAUGUGGAGCAUGAGGAGGAAACUGCCGAAGGAGCAGCAUGACAAGUAUUUCCUUGUGCGGAAGGGUCUCGACGACGGUCUGAAGGAGGCUAUCGGCAUGAUGAACAGCAAGGUCGGAUACGUCUACCUUCUAGACGAGAACUGCAGGAUCCGCUGGGCUGGCAGUGGACCCGCUGAGGAGGAGGAGCUGGAUUCUCUGAACAAUGGUCUGUUGAGGUUGAUUGCAGAGAAAAAGAAAUCCAUUGAGUCGGCCACGCCAGCUGCAGAGUGGGAAAGCACCAAACAGAAAAGCCCGGCAAGCCUCAGACCACGGGUAGUGUCGAGAGCCUGA